This is a messenger RNA of Cydia splendana, 2539 nucleotides long. RefSeq lists its product as uncharacterized. Gene Ontology annotation, cellular component: nuclear membrane; nucleus. Gene Ontology annotation, molecular function: proteasome binding. The coding region runs from base 123 to 1280 and encodes 385 amino acids. NCBI's taxonomy places the organism in Eukaryota, Metazoa, Arthropoda, Insecta, Lepidoptera, Tortricidae. The record is from RefSeq and is a predicted model, not a curated record. The transcript is spliced from 3 exons. Gene Ontology annotation, biological process: proteasome localization; nuclear protein quality control by the ubiquitin-proteasome system.
GGCGUCUGUCAAAUCGCGUCAAUUUGUGCGCCAAUUGCGCUAAACAAGUUUAUUGUUGUUUUAUUUAUUUUAAAGGGUUUUUAAAGGUUUGAGUGUCAAUAAACAGCGAAUUUCACGCACAAAUGGAGUAUACGCCGGCCGGCCGCACGCGCGCCGCGCUGGCCGAGAUCCCGCUGCGCCUGGACCGCCUGCGCGUGUCGCCGCCGCCCGCGCCGGCCGGCACCCUCGCCGCCCUCGCCGGCACCCUCGCCGCCCGCACGCCGCUGGCGCCCCGCGCGGCGCCGCUGCAGCCGCUGGCUAACACGAGGUUGACGCCCAAUGCGAGGGAGCGCUCGCCGGCGCUGCCGCCCGGGUAUCUCAGCCCGGCGGCCUCGCCGGAUGAAUUGCUGAUACAACAACGAGGUCGCAAGCGGCUCCCUGUAACCUGGUCCCCCGACAUCGAUCUGAAGCGCCAAUCCUUCCACUCGACAGUCCGCACGCCACCCAAGGCCCUCCCCGGCCGUCUGUCCCCGCCCAAGCUCGGCGUCACCCUCCGCUCGACGCCAAGGAAACGCCUCAUCCUAGACGAAAGGAUCCCCCUCACGCCCGAAAAAAUAGAUUUCAGCGACAUCAGUACCCCUCAGAAAUUCAAAAUCACCAGCCCUAUUAAAGGCACACCGCCUAUCAAGCGUCCUCGUAUAGAAAAAACUCUUGAAGCCGAUUUCAAGAGCCCAAUCGAUAUGGCUUUGAAAGGAUUAAGCCCGACACAAUUAAUCAAUGUCAUUAAAACUAUUACUUACAAACACCCAGAAAUUGAAAAGGAGAUUCGUAUGGAAAUACCUGUUCCAGAUUUAGCGCCGCUCGAAGAACGCUUAAGCUACUUGAAGUCCAACAUAUUUAAAAGCUUGCCAUCUUCACGGUUGACAUCCAAAACUGAUUCGCCGGCGUAUUCGAGGGUUGCUACGCAUUUAGGCGCGUUUAAGAAGUGCGUUAUCGAGCAAGGGAAGACUUUAGUUGAGUCUCAGCACUGGAAUAGUGUUAUGGACUACGUUUUUCUAGCUUGGAGCUAUGUUAGGGCAACACCAGUAUGGGACCAUCAGCCGCAUAAUGCGACUAGAAAGCAGUGUUUCAAAGCACUGAUCAACUUUUGCAUGAGUGCCUUAAAGAAGGCUACGUUUGAUAGAGAGUUUCUGGUGGAUGUGCAGGAUAAACUGCAGGGCAUGGUUUCUGAUGCUGAGGAAAUACAGUCUUGCCUCAAACAUGUUCAAGGACAGCUGCAGGAGUUUAGUCUGAUGAUAUAGGUACUGCAUAGGGAGGAGCCGCGCACACAAUUACACGUUAUGUAUUACAGUCAGCAAACUAGAGAUGCGCAAAACGCUAUUGAUUCAUAAAUAUUUCUGUCGCGGUGAUAUGUAUCACUCAUUUCGCUCAGUGGAUCUGUAAGCUAUAUUGUUCACGAGUGAGUAGAGAGAGAUGUUAAUCAAUCAGAUGACAUAAGUGCUUCGUGAUGAAUUCUUGCGAACCGCUCCGAAAUCUAUUCGCAUAGUCUCAUUCGUCACGCUCGGCCGGCUCAUUCGAAUCAUGAGUGGGAAAGAGCGAGCAAGGAACACUGAGAUAGAUGAGUUACUGAGCGAAAUGAGCAAGUUGAAUCUGCACUGUGUUGAAGAGUGAGUGAGUUCAGUCAAACAGUUCAUUUAAAUCACUCACUCGUGAACGACACACGCUUACAGCAAACCUAUUAGCUUAGCACCCCUACCUACAUUUUCGUCUUGCUGACUGUAGAUACAAAAGGUCUUUAAAUUUAGAAUUUUUGUCUCCAUAUUUGUUUACUUAUGCGUGUAAUAUCAUUCAUUCAUCGUUCGUUCCAUUCUCGUCUAGCAAGUACCUACACUUGUGCCUGCUCAAGUUAUCUAUAGUCUAUUACUUUUAAGUUUCGAUUUUUUUCGAAAUAUCGAUUUAAUGUCUUGCAUUUAUUCGUUCGGAAUUUCGUAAUUAGGCAAAAUGUUUAGAUAAUUCUUUGAUUAUUCAUUAGUUAAUUGAAUAUCGCGAUUAAAUGUUUUUAUUAUUAUUGAACAAUCAAUUUGUAUCUAAUUUUAAUUGCCAUAUUUUUGUAUUGUGAGUUAUUCAUUCUAAACGACUGAUGUUGAAAGGAAUCAAGAAUAAUUUUGAUGUGUAAGAUUGUCUUCCAUAGGCGGAAGUGUUAUUAAGUUUGAUUCUUUUCGAAGCUGUGAAAAUGCCAAAUCUUCAGUCUUAGCAAUAAUCAUAAUUUAGGGUUUUCACAAGAUGGUUCUUACUUGCAUGAUUUGCAAAAUAAUUUUUUGUAACAGUUUCGAUCAUCAAUAAAUAUUGGUCGCUCACGUAAUCACGUUAUCAUACAAUUUAAGACUGAAAUAUUUAAAAUUCAGUUUUAAGUAGGUAAAUGAAAUUGGAAAAUGUGCCUUAAUCUUAAUUAAUGUUUAAAUUGCCUUGAUUUGACGAAAUAUCACUUGAUAUUGUGUAACGGUUUUGUGUUUUAGUGUUAAGUAAUUUUACGCUUAAUAAAUCGUGUUCUUACAGAAAA